Messenger RNA from Falco peregrinus (peregrine falcon), 4797 nucleotides. It is a transcript of the gene SPIN1, whose product is annotated as spindlin 1. The record is from RefSeq and is a predicted model, not a curated record. Lineage: Eukaryota; Metazoa; Chordata; Aves; Falconiformes; Falconidae. Gene Ontology annotation, biological process: gamete generation.
UGGGCGCGCUGCGGAGCGGAGCGGGCGGGCAGGCAGGCGGGGCGAGGGCCGCCCGCCACCUCAGGGCCGGGCGGGCCGUGUUUCGAGGAGGCCUGGCACUCGGCGACCCGCCGGAAGGCUCCAGGAGCGGCCCGCGGCGCCGCCGUGAUGGAAGGUGAGGAGGCCUCUAUCCUGGCGGUGGAGUUCGCGUAGGGCAAGGGGGAUCCAAAUGUGGCAGAGGCGAGCAGGAGGCAGCGGCGGCGGAGGGGGGCAAACGAGACAAGGGGAGCGGCCGUCCCCGCUGCCACCGCAGAGGAGCUGAGCGGCCUGGCCAGGCAGAGAGCCGCGGCUGCAGCGCUGGCACCCCUGGGCCGCCCGCCUGGUACCCCCGGACGCCCGUCCCGCCGGCAGAGUAGUGUAAUUGAAUGUGCAUCUUCUACAUUCAAGGAAGGACAAAUUCAUGAUUGAAUGGUGGAUUAAUAAGUAGCUGUCUUAUUCCAAGAGUAAGAAGAUAUCCUGGGAGUUGGAAAGAACUGGAUUUUCACCCUAGUCCAGCAGCUUUGCUGCUCACUUAAACACAGAUGAAUGAAGACCCCAUUUGGAAAAUCACCAGGUCAGCGGUCCAGAGCUGAUGCAGGUCAUGCAGGAGUGUCUGCCAGCAUGAUGAAGAAAAGAACUUCCCACAAAAAGCAUAGAAACAAUGUGGGACCAAGCAAACCUAUUUCCCAGCCACGAAGAAAUAUUGUAGGCUGCAGAAUACAGCAUGGAUGGAAAGAAGGGAGUGGACCUGUAACACAAUGGAAGGGCACGGUUCUUGAUCAAGUUCCUGUAAAUCCUUCUCUCUAUCUUAUAAAGUAUGAUGGAUUUGACUGUGUGUAUGGACUAGAACUGCACAAAGAUGAAAGAGUUUCAGCGCUUGAAGUUCUUCCAGACAGAGUUGCUUCAUCUCGAAUUACUGAUGCCCACCUGGCAGACACAAUGAUUGGUAAAGCUGUGGAACAUAUGUUUGAGACAGAGGAUGGCUCAAAAGAUGAAUGGAGGGGUAUGGUUUUGGCUCGAGCUCCUAUUAUGAACACAUGGUUUUAUAUUACCUACGAAUGAUUCACCUCCUGCAGAACGGGAACCAGGUGAAGUUGUGGACAGCCUGGUAGGCAAACAAGUGGAAUAUGCCAAAGAAGACGGCUCAAAAAGGACUGGCAUGGUCAUUCAUCAAGUUGAAGCCAAACCAUCUGUCUAUUUCAUCAAGUUUGAUGAUGAUUUCCAUAUUUAUGUCUACGAUUUGGUGAAGACAUCUUAGACAUCAUUGUGAACUUUUGCCAAAUUUGUGGAACUAUUAAAUGUAAAAUUUGUAGACAAAGACUUGACUGCUUUCCAGUUUAAUGAAAGCUUAAAUGUCCCUGCGAACCCACAAUCUCUGCCAGCAAAACUGUUUUGUUCUGAGUAAUAUAAACAAACGUGACACAUUUUGCAUAAGAGAACUCCUUUUCUUGAAGGAAGUCAGUAUAUUUGGGCAGGAGGGAGUUAAAAGCAAAGAACAGCUGCAAAUUCAAGCUGUGUAAAGUUGAUCUAGUAUUUUAAUCAUUAAUCUAAAUUUCUUUCGUAGAUUUUAACUUUUUCUUCAACCUUGCACUCACUUGUUCAACUGCCACAUGCAAGUGUAGUUUGGUAUUUUGAUAUGCCUUCUUUUGUAAUGUUAAAUUUUAUUUCUUGGCUAUUGGCAGUCCUUGUUUUCAGGGUUGGGACAGAGGUGACUUUUCUGAAAGGUUUAAACAGUUUGUGCAGCAUUGAGGAGUGCCUAACCCAAAUAACAUCAAUCUGCUGUGUUUCUACACUUUAUUUCAGGUUUAGCUUUUUAAGAGCUUGCAGUACAUCAAAAUACUCGUGCAUUUUUACUAGUUACAGGGCAGUAGGAUAUCAAGUGUUUGACUUAUGCACCUUUCAGUGAAAAGGCUUUAAACUAUAAAAAUACAUUUAAUCUGUAUAACCAGUUAAUUAGAAAAUGCAGGUUAAUGCCCCAUAUUUACAAGUCAUAGAAACCAGUAAAAUACAUGUGACAAGGCUGCCUUCAAUCCUAAAUGUUGUACUUUUCUUUGUUUGUUAUACACACUUAGCAAAACCCAAGUGCUUGGUGCCACAACUUUUUAACAGUAUAUAUGCUACUUCAGAAGACUUUAGACUACACAUUGGCAAUCAGUAGUCUCUCAUUUAAUAACAAAACCUAGCAACCUGAAUGUUUGUGUGUGGACUUAGAAGCCUAACAGUAGUUAAUACGUUACAUGGUAAAUACAAUCUCAUACCGGGGGGUGGGAGGAUUUGUUCUUACACGUUGAAGACUUAGAGAAGGAGAAGCAUUUGUUGCCUUCUACUCAGUCUGUUUCAUUCCUUUGUUUGUUUUGGUUUUAACCACUUUGGGUUCAAGAAGGCAUCUUCCAAAUUUAUUUUUUUUUCUGGCUUUUCCACAUAAGGAGUGUCUGGACAAAUCUACAGCUUAUACCUGUUGUUGCCUUUUGUGGUGUACAUUGUACUUGCUUUGAGGUAUGCUGUUAACGUGAAUUUCAUUCUGUGAACACUAGAGUUCUGCAUGCCAGUUGUGUACUAUCUAAUGGAAGCUAUAGGCAGUCUCAGUGGUCCAGUCAUCUGCAUUAGAUUGUGGAUGUAAAUAGCAGCCCACAACAGCAAAAUCCUUUCACGGUUUUAAUCUUGCAAGAUAAUUUAAAAUGAAAAUUAGGGUUUUGAAGUGUGGCAGCUUUUAAAAGUAUCAGAAUUGCAACAAUGAUCAGCACAGCAACAGAAUUGUCGUGUUACAUAAAGGCAGAGCUCUGCAAGUUUCAAAGAACUGCUUCACAGAAGUACAGUAUGUGAAGACAGUCAACACUGUUGAUGGAAGGAACAAAUACUCUGAUAUCCAACCGUAUGCCAUUAGUGGAAGGAUGCAGGAGAGGUGCUGUUAAUCAGAGAUCGGAGGUCCAGAUGACCUCUGUUGUGGGUAUUCUUGAUAUUGAAGACUCAGUGGUUUAAGCCCCUUUCUGUCCAUUUUUUUGCCUGAUUUUAUAUUUUAGCCUUAAGGCUUGUGCCUCAUUAUGCUGUUGAAUGGUAAUAAAUACUCUCCAUAUAAAUAUGAUACCUUAAUUCUUUGUCCAUUGCUACUAUAUUGCAUUAUGUCCAGUAUUUCAUCAUGGGCAACCAAAGGCAGGCUAUUGUCUUGCAGCGAAUAGCUUCUCAAUGCAGUCCUUAAGCACUAAGUACCUGAGUCGUAAAUGUUCCUUGUGUUUUGAACAAAGUGAGCAGAUUUGCAACAGUGUUUUCAUCCUGCAGAUCUGUUAUGUGUCUUCUAUUGACUCUUAAGAGUCCUGCAUGUAAAUCUCAAAGCUGAGCCUGGCUCCAUGAGCCCAAGUUGAUAUUUGUGGCACAAGAAUGAGUGAGUGUAUUGAUUAUACUCAAGAUACAUGAAUAACGUAGUACACUGAACUUUGGGCUAUAUAUCUGAGGAAUACAAGGUUUGUUUUGAAAUAUCUGAGGUUUAGGUCUACUGGAACAUUUUUAGCAUUAGGCUUGCAUUUGUGGGUUUUCUGCAAGCCUCUUGAAUACACCAUGGAUUCUGCCAAUUCGAGUAUAAUCUGUAAACUUCAUGGUUGUUUUUAGGUGUCUCCCUGUUGUCUGUUGCGUGGCUAUUACUCUUCAUCUUUCUUUCUUUCUUUUUUUUUUUUUUUGUUUGUUGAUAGCUUAAACCACCUUUUUGAGGCUUGAGACUAAUUCCACUCCCUGCCCAUCUGCUUUGGGCUUUGUUUUAGGCUCAUGUUUCAGAUCUGCAUGCAGUGCUUGCGUUACCCUGGUAACUAAAUGUUGGUUCCUUGUUAUAGGGGUUCAACAUUACUUUCCAAAAUCACAUAGGGCUUGUGAUGGCACAGGCCAUAGAUCUUUGUAUAAAAGUUACCGCCUUUCACAUUUACCUGCUGUAGUAUUGUUGUAUAUUGUGUGUGUGUGUGUGUGUGUGACGUCAGGCUGCCAUGUAAAACUUUUUAAAAGGGAAAAAAAAAACACCUUAAAUGCAGACCAUCCUUUUUUGCAUGCUUAGAGGUUAGAACAUUCAGUGUAACAGACUAAAGUUGCAUGUUAAAAUGUUUAGGUUUUUGUUUUGUUCUGUUCUUUAUUUUGUGUUCAGUUUUUUGUGAAUUUGCUUAUUGUGCUGUUUUAAUGGUUGUUAGUAGGAUUAAAUACACCGGUGAGACGAGCAUAGUGCCAACAGAAGGUAAUUUUCUAGUUGUAUGUGUUAUACAGCAUUUGAAGGGACCAUGUAUUCUGUUAAAGAAAAAAUAAAAUCACAGUUGGUUAGCAAAACACUACAUUUUUCUUCUUUCUUUUGAGUGCCAAACCCUAAACUAUGUUGGAGUAGACUGGGGAAAACCCUUUUUAUUGCAACAGGUAGAAACCUUCUUUAAAUGAAUUAUGUGAAAUUAGAGGCUUUAUGAAAUUGAGUAAUUGCUUCAGCAAAAAGAAUUAUGGUAAAAACAGUUCCUGGUUCCUUGAAAAUGCUGUGCUUUUUGUAUUUUACAUCAUUAGUGCAAUUUGGAUGGUUCUUGGUAUGUGUAUAGUUCAAAGGUCUUCGUGUUCACAUUUUUAAAUUAGGUAAUGACUUCAUCUUUAGAGCUUGGUUUCAUUAUUUUUAUUUUAUUUUGAACAAUGUAGACAGUUCCCUGUUCUCUGCAUUUAGAAGUAUAAACACUUUAAAUCUGUUACUUAAUUCUGUAAGUAAUUUUUAUAAUUAUGAUGUAACUCUAUCCUUAAAACAUUUAAAAUAAACCCUUUAUGUGCAACUUA